Molecule: messenger RNA, 2079 nt
Organism: Canariomyces notabilis
Lineage: Eukaryota; Fungi; Ascomycota; Sordariomycetes; Sordariales; Chaetomiaceae
Exons: 3
Coding region: 1-2079 (692 amino acids)
Cellular component (GO): cytosol
Molecular function (GO): FMN binding; NADPH-hemoprotein reductase activity; flavin adenine dinucleotide binding
Source: RefSeq, a predicted model, not a curated record
AUGGCCGAACUCGACACGCUGGACAUUAUUGUCCUGACCGCCAUCCUCCUUGGGACGGUGGCCUACUUCACCAAGGGCAAAUACUGGGCUGUCCAAAAAGACCCCUACGCGAACUCGUUCGCCGCUGCCAAUGGCGCCAAGGCGGGAAAGACAAGAAACAUUGUUGAGAAGAUGGAGGAGUCGGGGAAGAACUGCAUCAUCUUCUAUGGGUCGCAAACCGGCACCGCGGAGGAUUAUGCAUCGAGGCUAGCAAAGGAAGGCAAGAGCCGGUUUGGCCUCGAGACCAUGGUCGCUGAUCUCGAAGACUAUGACUACGAUAACCUGGAUGCCAUUCCCAGCGACAAGGUGGUCAUGUUCGUGCUUGCAACCUAUGGCGAAGGCGAGCCUACGGACAAUGCCGUCGAAUUCUACGAGUUCAUCACCGGCGACAGCCCCUCUUUCUCUCAGGACAACGAAGUCCCUCUUGGAAACCUCAACUACGUGGCGUUCGGCUUGGGCAACAACACGUAUGAGCACUACAACUCGAUGGUCCGCAACGUCAACAAGGCGCUUCAAAAGCUAGGCGCCAACCGCAUUGGCGAGGCCGGUGAGGGUGACGACGGUGCCGGCACCAUGGAAGAGGAUUUCUUGGCCUGGAAAGAACCCAUGUGGAAGGCCCUGGCCGAGAAGAUGGGCCUGGAAGAGCGCGAGGCUGUCUACGAGCCCAUCUUCGGCAUUAUCGAGCGCGACAAUCUCACUCCCGAGUCUCCCGAAGUCUACCUUGGCGAGCCCAACAAGAUGCAUCUCGACGGAACCCCCAAGGGACCCUUCAACGCCCAUAACCCCUACAUUGCUCCCAUUCAGAAGUCUUAUGAACUGUUCAACGUCAAGGACCGUAACUGCCUGCACAUGGAGGUUGAUAUCAGCGGCACCAAUCUGAGCUAUCAGACCGGUGACCACAUAGCCGUCUGGCCCACGAACGCCGGCGAGGAGGUCGACCGCUUCCUCAGCAUAUUUGAUCUCGUCCACAAGCGCCACAAUGUCAUCAGCGUCAAGGCGUUGGAGCCCACCGCGAAGGUGCCCUUCCCAACGCCCACCACCUUUGACGCAAUCGUCCGCUACCACAUGGAAAUCUGCGCCCCGGUCUCCCGUCAGUUCCUCGCCACCCUCGCCGCCUUUGCUCCGGAUGAGCAGUCCAAGGCCGAGAUGACCAAGCUCGGCAGCGACAAGGAUUACUUCCACCACAAAGUCAACGCGCACCACCUCAACAUUGCUCGCAUUCUGGAAAGGGUCAGCAAAGGAAAGAAGUGGACCAACGUUCCAUUCUCGGCUCUUAUCGAAGGUCUUACCAAACUGCAACCCCGUUAUUAUUCCAUCUCGUCCUCGUCUCUUGAGCAGCCCAAACUCAUCUCUAUCACUGCCGUGGUGGAGAGGCAGGAACUUCCUGGCCGCGAGGAUCCCUUCCGGGGUGUGGCAACCAACUACCUCUUGGCUCUCAAGGAGAAACAGAACGGCGAUCCCAAUCCGACACCCUAUGGUUUGACUUACGAGAUCAUGGGCCCUCGCAACAAGUACGAUGGUAUUCACGUCCCGGUUCACGUUCGCCACUCCAACUUCAAGCUCCCGUCGGACCCCACCAAGCCCAUCAUCAUGGUCGGCCCUGGUACGGGUGUCGCGCCUUUCAGAGGUUUUGUCCGCGAGCGGAAAAAGAUGGUCGAGAAUGGCCAGGAGAUUGGCAGGAGUAUAUUGUUCUUUGGCUGCCGGAAAUCGACCGAGGACUUUAUGUAUGCGAAGGAGUGGGAGGAAGCCAAGCAGGCAAUGGGCGACAAAUUCGAGCUUGUCACGGCUUUCUCUCGUGAAGGGCCCAAGAAGGUCUAUGUUCAACACCGGUUGAAGGAGCGAGCCAAGGAGGUCAACCAGCUACUAGAACAGAAGGCUUACUUCUAUGUCUGUGGUGACGCUGCCAAUAUGGCUCGCGAGGUCAAUGCCGUCCUAGCGCAGAUUAUCGCUAGUGAACGUGGCAUCCCCGAGGCCAAGGCCGAGGAGAUUGUCAAGCAAAUGAGAGCCUCAAACCAAUACCAGGAGGACGUGUGGUCGUAA